AUGGGCCGGUUCGCGUGGAUUCUCAUCGCGCUCUUCGCCCUCCUAUCAGCUACGUCCACGUCAGCGCUUGUCUUCACGCUGCUCAAACGCGAGUGCUUCCAGCAUUUCGUGCCGAAAGGCGGCGAGACCGUCCACGUGUCGUUCGUCGUGAUCAAAUCAGAUUACAACUGGGGAGGCGGGGAGCAGGCGAAAAUCGAUUUAACGGUGGAGGACCCAAGGGGCCACGUGCUGCGCAAGAUAGAGGCGAGGACGGACGACAACUUCAUGGUCACUGCUGCCGUUGACGGCUUCUUCAAGUUCUGCUUUACGACUGACUCCGCUGUGCACGAAUCCGUGGCGUUCGAUGUGGAGAACGGCCACCCAAUCACCACUGAACACGUGGCAAAGAAUGAUCAAAUCGAGCCACUGGUGAAGGAGGUGCAUCGGCUGCAGAGGGAGGUGAUGCGCACCAAGCAUGAGAUCCACUACUCCUUCUACCUCGCCGAGCAGCAUGCAGAGGGUGAGUGGCAUUGUGGCAGUGCUUCUGGGGUUUUUCUAGGUAGCACGGGUUGGUUUGAGGGGUGGAUGGGCAUGAUUGCAGCACGAGGAGGGAGGGAGGUGAUGCGCACCAUGGAUGGGAUCCACUACUCCUUCUACCUCGCCGAGCAGCAUGCAGAGGGUGAGAGAGUGAGAAUGACUGGCCAUGCUCCUGCCUAUGCUCGUACCUAUGCUCCUUCCUAUGCUCGUACCUAUGCUCGUGCCUAUGCUCGUACCUAUGUUCGUGCCUAUACUCGUACCUAUGCUUGUACCUAUGUUCGUGCCUAUGCUCGUACCUAUGCCUAUGCCUAUGCUCGUACCUAUGCUCAUGCCUGUGCUCGUCGUACCUAUGCUGGUGCCUAUGCUUGUACCUAUGCUCGUACCUAUGCUCGUGCCUGUGCUCGUACCUAUGCUCGUGCCUGUGCUUGUACAUAUGCUCCUGCCUAUGCUCGUACCUAUGCUCGUACCUAUGCUCGUGCCUGUGCUCAUCGUACCUAUGCUCGUACCUGUGCUCAUACCUAUGCUCGUACCUAUGCUCGUACCUAUGCUCGUGCCUAUGCUCGUACCUAUGCUCGUACCUAUGCUCAUGCCUAUGCUCGUACCUAUGCUCGUACCUAUGCUCGUACCUAUGCUCGUACCUAUGCUCGUACCUAUGCUCGUGCCUGUGCUCGUAUCUAUGCUCCUGCCUAUGCUCGCACCUAUGCUCCUGCCUAUGCUCGUACCUAUGCUCCUGCCUAUGCUCGUACCUAUGCUCAUACCUAUGCUCCUGCCAUGCUCGUACCUAUGCUCGUGCCUAUGCUCGUACCUAUGCUCGUGCCUGUGCUCGUACCUAUGCUCGUGCCUGUGCUCGUACCUAUGCUCCUGCCUAUGCUCGUACCUAUGCUCGUACCUAUGCUCGUACCUAUGCUCGUACCUAUGCUCGUGCCUAUGCUCGUACCUAUGCUCGAACCUAUGCUCGUGCCUAUGCUCGUACCUAUGCUUGUACCUAUGCUCGUACUUAUGCUUGUACCUAUGCUCGUACCUAUGCUCGUACCUCUGCUCGUGCCUGUGCUCGUAUCUAUGCUCCUACCUAUGCUCGUACCUAUGCUCCUGCCUAUGCUCUUACCUAUGCUCGUACCUAUGCUCGUACCUAUGCUCGUGCCUGUGCUCGUGCCUAUGCUCGUGCCUGUGCUCGUACCUAUGCUCCUGCCUAUGCUCGUACCUAUGCUCGUACCUAUGCUCGUACCUAUGCUCGUACCUAUGCUCGUGCCUAUGCUCGUACCUAUGCUUGAACCUAUGCUCGUGCCUAUGCUCGUACCUAUGCUUGUACCUAUGCUUGUACUUAUGCUUGUACCUAUGCUCGUACCUAUUCUCGUACCUCUGCUCGUGCCUGUGCUCGUAUCUAUGCUCCUGCCUAUGCUCGCACCUAUGCUCGUGCCUAUGCUCGUGCCUGUGCUCGUACCUGUGCUCGUACCUAUGCUCGUGCCUAUGCUCGUACCUAUGCUCGUACCUAUGCUCGUACCUAUGCUCCUACCUAUGCUCGUACCUAUGCUCGGACCUAUGCUCGUGCCUGUGCUCGUAUCUAUGCUCUUGCCUAUGCUCGCACCUAUGCUCCUGCCUCAGCUCGUGCCUGUGCUCGUACCUAUGCUCGUACCUAUGCUCGUGCCUGUGCUCGUAUCUAUGCUCCUGCCUAUGCUCGUACCUAUGCUCGUACCUAUGCUCGUGCCGGUGCUCGUACCUAUGCUCGUACCUAUGCUCGUACCUAUGCUCGUACCUAUGCUCGUACCUAUGCUCGUACCUAUGCUCAUGCCUAUGCUCGUACCUAUGCUCGUACCUAUGCUCGUACCUAUGCUCGUACCUAUGCUCGUACCUAUGCUCGUGCCUAUGCUCCACCUAUGCUCGUACCUAUGCUCGUAUGCUCGUGCCUAUGCUCGUACCUAUGCUCGUACCUAUGCUCGUGCCUAUGCUCGUACCUAUGCUCGUCCCUAUGCUCGUACUUAUGCUCGUACCUAUGCUCGUACCUAUGCUCGUGCCUGUGCUCGUAUCUAUGCUCCUACCUAUGCUCGCACCUAUGCUCGUGCCUAUGCUCGUGCCUGUGCUCAUACCUAUGCUCGUGCCUGUGCUCGUCGUACCUAUGCUCGUGCCUAUGCUUGUACCUAUGCUAGUACCUAUGCUCGUGCCUGUGCUCGUACCUAUGCUCGUGCCUGUGCUUGUACCUAUGCUCCUGCCUAUGCUUGUACCUAUGCUCGUACCUAUGCUCGUGCCUGUGCUCAUCGUACCUAUGCUCGUACCUGUGCUCGUACGUAUGCUCGUACCUAUGCUCGUACCUAUGCUCGUACCUAUGCUCGUACCUAUGCUCGUACCUAUGCUCGUGCCUAUGCUCGUACCUAUGCUCGUACCUAUGCUCGUGCCUAUGCUCGUACCUAUGUUCGUACCUAUGCUCGUACCUAUGCUCGUACCUAUGCUCGUGCCUGUGCUCGUAUCUAUGCUCCUGCCUAUGCUCGCACCUAUGCUCCUGCCUAUGCUCGUACCUAUGCUCCAGCCUAUGCUCGUACCUAUGCUCAUACCUAUGCUCAUACCUAUGCUCGUACCUAUGCUCGUGCCUAUGCUCGUACCUAUGCUCGUGCCUGUGCUCAUACCUAUGCUCGUGCCUGUGCUCGUACCUUUGCUCCUGCCUAUGCUCGUACGUAUGCUCAUACCUAUGCUCGUACCUAUGCUCGUACCUAUGCUCGUGCAUGUGCUCGUACCUAUGCUCGUGCCUGUGCUCGUACCUAUGCUCGUGCCUGUGCUCGUGCCUAUGCUCGUACCUAUGCUCCUGCCUAUGCUCAUACCUAUGCUCGUACCUAUGCUCGUACCUAUGCUCGUACCUAUGCUCGUACCUAUGCUCGUACCUAUGCUCCUCGUACCUUUGCUCGUACCUAUGCUCCUUCCUAUGCUCGUACCUAUGCUCGUACCUAUGCUCGUGCCUAUGCUCGUUCCUAUGCUCGUGCCUGUGCUCGUACCUAUGCUCAUGCCUAUGCUUGUACCUAUGCUCGUACCUAUGCUCGUACCUAUGCUCGUGCCCGUGCUCGUACCUAUGCUCGUGCCUGUGCUCGUACCUAUGCUCGUACCUAUGCUCGUACCUAUGCUCGUACCUAUGCUCGCACCUAUGCUCGUACCUAUGCUCGUACCUCUGCUCGUACCUAUGCUCGUACCUAUGCUCGUACUUAUGCUCGUGCCUGUGCUCGUACCUAUGCUCGUACCUAUGCUCGUGCGUGUGCUCGUAGCUAUGCUCGUACCUAUGCUCGUGCCUGUGCUCGUCGUACCUAUGCUGGUGCCUAUGCUUGUACCUAUGCUCGUACCUAUGCUCGUGCCUGUGCUCGUAUCUAUGCUCCUGCCUAUGCUCGCACCUAUUCUCCUGCCUUUGCUCGUUCCUGUGCUCGUACCUAUGCUCGUACCUAUGCUCGUGCCUGUGCUCGUACCUAUGAUCGUGCCUAUGCUCGUACCUAUGCUCGUACCUAUGCUCGUACCUAUGCUCGUGCCUGUGCUCGUAUCUAUGCUCGUUCCUAUGCUCGUACCUAUGCUCGUACCUAUGCUCGUACCUAUGCUCGUACCUAUGCUCGUACCUCGUACCUAUGCUCGUACCUAUGCUCGUGCCUGUGCUCGUACCUAUGCUCGUGCCUGUGCUCGUACCUAUUUCUCGUGCCUGUGCUCGUACCUAUGCUCGUACCUAUGCUUCUGCCUAUGCUUGUACCUAUGCUCAUACCUAUGCUCGUACCUAUGCUCGUACCUAUGCUCGUACCUAUGCUCGUACCUAUGCUCGUACCUAUGCUCGUACCUCGUACCUAUGCUCGUACCUAUGCUCGUGCCUGUGCUCGUACCUAUGUUCGUGCCUGUGCUGGUACCUAUGCUCGUGCCUGUUCUCGUACCUAUGCUCGUACCUAUGCUCCUGCCUAUGUUUGUACCUAUGCUCGUAACUAUGCUCGUACCUAUGCUCGUACCUAUGCUCGUACCUAUGCUCGUACCUAUGCUCGUACCUAUGCUCGUGUGUGUACUCAUACCUAUGCUCGUACCUAUGCUCGUGCCUGUGCUCGUAUCUAUGCUUCUGCCUAUGCUCGCACCUAUGCUCCUGCCUAUGCUCGUGCCUGUGCUCGUACCUAUGCUCGUACCUAUGCUCGUGCCUUUGCUCGUACCUAUGCUCGUGCCUAUGCUCGUACCUAUGCUCGUACCUCAGCUCGUGCCUAUGCUCGUUCCUAUGCUCGUGCCUAUGCUCGUACCUAUGCUCGUACCUACGCUUGUACCUAUGCUCGUACCUAUGCUCGUACCUAUGCUCGUACCUAUGCUCGUUCCUAUGCUCGUGCCUGUGCUCGUACCUAUGCUCGUACCUAUGCUCGUGCCUGUGCUCGUAUCUUUGCUCCUGCCUAUGCUCGCACCUAUGCUCCUGCCUAUGCUCGUGCCUGUGCUCGUACCUAUGCUCGUACCUAUGCUCGUUCCUGUGCUCGUACCUAUGAUCGUGCCUAUGCUCGUACCUAUGCUCGUACCUAUGCUCGUACCUAUGCUCGUGCCUGUGCUCGUAUCUAUGCUCGUACCUAUGCUCGUACCUAUGCUCGUACCUAUGCUCGUACCUAUGCCACUUUUCCAGGAAAUCCUGGCCAAGACAUGUACUCUCAUCUGCUCCUGUGCUUGCACCCUCCCGCCCUCCCGUACUUGCUGUGCAUAAGUGUGUUCAAGUGGACAGCACAGAGAAUUUUCGACACGCCAGUUGCCACAGGCAGGCACUAUGACCUGUGCUCUCUCGGACAAGUGGACGGCACAGAGAUGGACAAGUGGACGGCGCAGAGAGUUCUCGCCAAGGCAGCUGCCACAGGAAGGCAUCACGACUUGUGCUCUCUGUGUGCUCCCCCACCCUCCCUCCUCGCCACCCCUCCCCCUUCAGUGGACAAGUGGACGGCACAGAGAGUUCUCGCCAAGGCUGUGCUACAGGCGGGUGCACUCAUAACGUGUGGGAUCAUACAAGUGUGCCUGCUGCAGCGGCUCUUUGAAAAGAGGCUCAAGAUGAGCCGCGUGUAA
Molecule: messenger RNA, 5544 nt
Organism: Closterium sp. NIES-65
Lineage: Eukaryota; Viridiplantae; Streptophyta; Zygnematophyceae; Desmidiales; Closteriaceae
Source: the annotation of a GenBank genome assembly